AUGGCCUCGACGUCGUCCCGCCCGAAGCCCAAAACAUCAUUCAAAAAGUCCAGGGUCAUCGCGCCGCUUUACACUGGCGGGCCCGUGGCGAUCACGUCGGAUGGAACGAGACUGGCCACCGUAGUAGGAGAGGAAGCGGUUCUCACAGAUGUACGAGAGGGGCGGGAGAUAUGUCGGUUUGCAGGAGACACAGAGUCCAUAACGUCCAUGUGCAUUUCGCCCGCCUCGACACACCUUUGUCUCUUCACCUCCGCCUUGGCACUGCGCAUAUACGAACUUCCAGAAGACACAACUCCUCUUUUCAAGCACGUGCAACCAUUUCGAGCCGUUGCUCGCGCGCAUGACGCACCAGUCCACGUAUGUAGGACCGACCCAACCUCGACCUACCUCGCAUCGGGGUCUGCGGACGGCGUCGUCAAGGUGUGGGAUAUUGUUCGCGGCUACGUGACACAUGUGUUCAAGGGGCACGGAGGCGUCGUCAGUGCGCUGGUCUUCAACUAUCCCUUCGACCCCUCCUCUGUCGGCGGUGAGCGGAAGAUGCAGCUGGUCACGGCAUCCGUCGACACGAAGAUCCGCAUAUUCGAUCUCUCUGCUGCCGCUGCUUCUGCACGGUCUGGUUCUGCUGCAAGGCCCGAGGCUGUCCUUGAGGGACAUGUCUCUGUCCCGAGAGGUCUCGACGUCUCGCGAGACGGCAACUGGCUGGUCAGUGGUGGUCGGGAUUCUGUCGUCCUCGUUUGGGAUAUCUCCUUGAAACCUGCGGGGACUUCAAAAUCCAAGAGCAGCAAAACGAAGGGCAAGGAGAAAGAAGGCGCGCCCACGCUCGUGAAGACUAUUCCUGUGCUCGAGCGCGUGGAAGCAGUCGGUUUGCUCCGGCAAGACGAGGAUGUGAUCGGUACGACUUCCGGGGUCAGCAAGCUGCAGAUCUACACCGGUGGCGAAAAGGGUGCCGUAAAAAUUUGGGACGCCCGAAAGGGUGAAGUACUGUACACGCUUGGCCAGGAGUUGGACAACGUCUCCGAGGACCAGGAAGAGCAGCGUCAAAUUAUCGAUGUGUUAUACGUGCCGUCAGACGCAACAGUCGUGUCCGUACACGCUGACCAAAACAUCCUUUUCCACUCUCUCACAACUCGGUCACUCACCCGACAACUGAUCGGGUUCAAUGAUGAAAUUGUUGAUGCUGCACUGCUGUCUCCCUAUCGUCUGGUGCCACAGGCUGACAUUUCUAUAACUCCGGGUUUUGUUGACACUCACCUCGCAUUGGCUACCAACUCGUCGCUUAUCCGCGUCUACUCUGCCAAAUCCCUGGACGCGCGCCUGCUCUCCGGCCACCAUGAGAUCGUUUUGUGCCUUGACAAGGGCGCGCAGGGUCGUAUUCUGGCCAGCGGCAGCAAGGACCGCUCCGCACGGAUCUGGGCGCCUACGACUUCCACCCGAACCCCAGAUGCUGCGAGCACGUCCGUUCCGGAGUGGGGGUGCGUCGCAGUCUGUGAAGGACAUGCCGAAAGUGUCGGAGCCGUUGCGAUGUCGCGGAAAGCCCAUUCCGACUCGCCCGAGGGUGGCUUGCGCUUCAUGUUCACCGGUAGCCAAGAUCGCACAAUUAAGAUGUGGGACCUGACCUCUGUGCCGAUCAAAUACGGUGCGGACGCGCAGCCUGUGAAGUGCAAGAGUCUAUUAACGCACAAGGCGCACGAUAAGGACAUCAACUCACUAGACGUCGCGCCGAAUGAUCGUCUGCUCGUCUCUGGCUCGCAAGACCGGACGGCCAAAGUCUGGGAAAUUCAGUACGUACUGUACGACAGUGGUGCAGUAAAGGGCGAAAUCAAGCUGCUAGGCACCUGCAAAGGGCACAAGCGCGGUGUCUGGACCGUACGCUUUGGCCAGACAGAGCGGGUGCUGGCGACCGGCAGUGGCGACAAGACUGUUAAGCUCUGGAAUCUUGACGACUUCACUUGCGUCAAGACCUUCGAGGGCCACAGUAACUCGGUGUUGCGCGUUGACUUCAUGAACGCUGGCAUGCAAAUGGUCAGCACAGCCAGUGACGGCCUUCUCAAGCUGUGGAACGUGCGCGACGAGUCUUGCGCGGCAACGAUGGACAAUCAUGAAGACAAGGUUUGGGCCCUGGCCGUGAGCUCUGAUGAGCGCAGUAUUGUCUCCGGUGCAGCGGACUCAGUUGUGACAUUCUGGGAAGACUGCACCGAGGAGCAGGAGCAAGAGAAGGAGACUAAGCGGGCGGAGAUGGUUCUCAAGGAACAAGACUUCUUAAACUACCUCUCGCUCCAUGACUACCGGAACGCCAUCCUCCUGGCGCUCUCGAUGGAACAACCCGGACGACUGCACGCGCUCUUCAAAAGCCUUCCUAGUACCUCGGAUCCUUCAUCCGUUACAUCAAUAUCGGGGCACCCGUCCGUUGACGAGGUCAUCCGCACCCUGAGUGGCCCGGAUCUAGCUAAACUCCUGCGGUGCGUCCGGGGCUGGAACGCUAACGCGAAAACAAGUGCGGUCGCGCAGCGCGUGUUGCACGCGAUCUUGAAAUUGCGUAAGGCCGAGGAUAUCGCGCAAGCGUUCGAUCAAACGGCGACGCUCGGCGGGCUCGGCGACAUCCUGACGGGUGCAUCCGGGGGUCCCGUGCACAAGGAGGGCAGAGGCGCCUCGGCGCUUCGUGAACUUGUCGAGGCGCUCGUUCCGUACACGGAGCGCCACCUCGCGCGGAUGGAGAAGCUCGUGCAGGAAAGUUACGUCGUUGACUACCUGCUUGGUGAGAUGGACGACGGUCUAAUCGGCCUCGAGGACGGAGACGAGGACGAGGGGAUGGCCGAUGCGCAGCAGGACGAUGACGAGUGGUGUGGCAUGGAUGUAGGCAUCGGUGCGAGCAUAGCGGUCUCUGCAUAG
Phanerochaete carnosa HHB-10118-sp is the source of this 2889-nucleotide messenger RNA. RefSeq lists its product as uncharacterized. Gene Ontology annotation, biological process: endonucleolytic cleavage in 5'-ETS of tricistronic rRNA transcript (SSU-rRNA, 5.8S rRNA, LSU-rRNA); endonucleolytic cleavage to generate mature 5'-end of SSU-rRNA from (SSU-rRNA, 5.8S rRNA, LSU-rRNA). The transcript is spliced from 5 exons. The record is from RefSeq and is a predicted model, not a curated record. The coding region runs from base 1 to 2889 and encodes 962 amino acids. Gene Ontology annotation, cellular component: 90S preribosome; small-subunit processome; nucleolus. Gene Ontology annotation, molecular function: protein binding; U3 snoRNA binding. Lineage: Eukaryota; Fungi; Basidiomycota; Agaricomycetes; Polyporales; Phanerochaetaceae.